AAAACUGGAGGAAGACAUGACCAUGUUGGUGCAGAGUGCUGAGGAGAGAGAGAGGGGGCGAGCAAGCAGAGGGAGUUUACUCAUUCGUUCUUCAGCCUCCUCUCCUGUUAAAGGGACAGUCUGUGUUUUGCUCUCAGCAUGUCUGAAUGUGAAACAGCUGGAACCAAACUGGUGUCUGUGGACUUUGAGAUCUUCGGUCAUGUUCAGGGAGUCUGUUUCAGAAUGUACACAGAAAAGGAGGGUCUGCAGCUGGGCCUGGUCGGCUGGGUGAAGAACACCUACAGUGGGACGGUGGUGGGACAAGUCCAGGGUCCAGCUGAUAUGGUGGAGGAGAUGAAGGUGUGGUUGAGUAAAGAAGGAAGUCCAUCCAGUCGGAUCACCAGAGCCUCCUUCACCAAUCAGAGAAGCAUCGACAAGCUGGAGCUGUCAGGCUUCAAGACCCGCUUCUGACCAACUCAUCGAAGGAUCUUGAGGAACUCUCCAGACCUGUGUUAGACCUAACUGUUGUUCAUUUCAGUUCAAUUUCAUAGCCAAGCUCCUGUCAAAGUUCAUUAAUGAAGACUGAUAAAUAACUUAUUGUAGCCAGA
Molecule: messenger RNA, 587 nt
Organism: Labrus mixtus (cuckoo wrasse)
Lineage: Eukaryota; Metazoa; Chordata; Actinopteri; Labriformes; Labridae
Product: acylphosphatase-2-like
Exons: 4
Coding region: 139-450 (103 amino acids)
Molecular function (GO): acylphosphatase activity
Source: RefSeq, a predicted model, not a curated record